AUGGAGAUCCAGUCGCUCAUCCAGUUCAGGACAGGUAUCCUGUGCACGAUGCCCAAAAGCUGGCCGCUUUGGGACUACGCUGACUACGGCUGCUACUGUGGACUGGGCGGCUCUGGCACGCCUGUGGACGAGCUGGACAGUGCUGCAGUGCAGCAAGCUGUUACGGUGAUGCCCGAGAAGCUCAAGGAAUGCUGGUCCUUCUUCCACAACCCUUACACCAAGAUGUACUCCUCCAUCUGUGACAAAAAGCAGACGAUCACCUGCCAACAGUUAGUGCACCGAGGCGACAAGAGCGUGAGGAUUAUUAAAGAAGAAGAAUUAACCUCCUAA
Molecule: messenger RNA, 330 nt
Organism: Hippoglossus stenolepis (Pacific halibut)
Lineage: Eukaryota; Metazoa; Chordata; Actinopteri; Pleuronectiformes; Pleuronectidae
Product: phospholipase A2-like
Exons: 2
Coding region: 1-330 (109 amino acids)
Biological process (GO): arachidonate secretion; phospholipid metabolic process; lipid catabolic process
Molecular function (GO): A2-type glycerophospholipase activity; calcium ion binding
Source: RefSeq, a predicted model, not a curated record